This is a messenger RNA of Microthlaspi erraticum, 975 nucleotides long. The record is from the annotation of a GenBank genome assembly. NCBI's taxonomy places the organism in Eukaryota, Viridiplantae, Streptophyta, Magnoliopsida, Brassicales, Brassicaceae.
AUGGCGGAAACGAUCGGCUCAGGUUCGUCAAUGACUGACAAAUCCGCCAAAAUCUUCGUCGCCGGUCACCGCGGUUUAGUUGGAUCCGCCAUCGUCCGCAAGCUCCAGGAGCUAGGCUUCACCAAUCUCGUCCUCCGAACACACGCCGAGCUCGAUCUCACUCGUCAAGCGGAUGUCGAAUCCUUCUUCGCUCAAGAGAAGCCGGUUUACGUGAUCCUCGCAGCAGCCAAAGUCGGUGGAAUCCACGCCAACAACACAUACCCGGCCGAUUUCAUCGGAGUCAAUCUCCAGAUCCAAACCAACGUGAUCCACUCCGCUUACCAGCACGGAGUGAAGAAGCUCCUCUUCCUCGGAUCCUCCUGCAUUUACCCGAAAUUCGCUCCUCAGCCGAUAACCGAGUCCGCGUUGCUAACCGGUCCGCUCGAACCGACUAACGAGUGGUACGCGAUUGCUAAGAUCGCAGGGAUCAAGACCUGUCAGGCGUACCGGAUCCAGCACGGGUGGGAUGCGAUCUCCGGUAUGCCGACGAAUCUCUACGGUCCCAACGAUAAUUUCCACCCGGAGAAUUCUCAUGUGCUUCCUGCUCUGAUGAGGAGGUUUCACGAGGCGAAAGUUAACGGAGCGGAGGAGGUUGUGGUGUGGGGAACAGGAAGUCCGUUGAGGGAGUUCCUGCACGUCGAUGAUUUGGCCGAUUCUUGCGUUUUCUUGCUGGACCGGUACAGUGGUUUGGAGCAUGUUAACGUUGGGAGUGGUCAGGAAGUGACGAUCAAAGAGUUGGCUGAGUUGGUGAAAGAAGUUGUUGGCUUUGAAGGGAAGCUUGGAUGGGAUAGUUCCAAGCCUGAUGGGACUCCGAGGAAGCUCAUGGAUAGCUCGAAGCUCGCGAGUUUGGGUUGGACGCCGAAGGUUUCUCUUAGAGAUGGUCUUCGUCAGACUUAUGAAUGGUACUUGGAGAAUGUUUGUGCAGCCAAGAAGUAA